Alternaria atra is the source of this 774-nucleotide messenger RNA. RefSeq lists its product as uncharacterized. The record is from RefSeq and is a predicted model, not a curated record. Lineage: Eukaryota; Fungi; Ascomycota; Dothideomycetes; Pleosporales; Pleosporaceae. Gene Ontology annotation, biological process: mycotoxin biosynthetic process. Bases 1 to 774 code for a protein of 257 amino acids. The transcript has 4 exons.
AUGGAGAAAUACACCGACUCCAGCUCGUCACAAGACGACUCCGAAAACGCCGCCUUCAUCAAGACACAAUACCAAGGAGAUGAUAGGCAACGGCGGAGGAAUUACAUCUAUGUCACGCUUUUCAACCUUUUCCUUUUCACACUGUCAAUGCUCUCGUUGACGUGUUCGGUCAUGUCGCAAAAGGACUUUUCAGGCCACUCGGCAGCGAAGCUAAUGGACCAAUUCGACGUUUUUUCGCCUGCGAUGCAUGUUGUCGAGUACAGUCAAACAAAGUUUGAAUUGGCAAACCCAUUGAACUCCUCCAAGUACGUUGGCAUUACCGACGAUGUAGAGAAUGCAUGGAUGGACGUCGCAUACCUACCCGAUCAAAUGGUCUCUAUGGAAGACUUUCCCAAGCUGCAAAAGCCUGCCGAUGCCCUCCAAGUCGUAAACCCGAAGACAGGCGAGACAGGAUACCGAGUCGGUCUAGAAGUGUUCCACCAACUUCACUGCCUCAACCUCCUCCGCAUGUCAACGUACCCAGACUACUACCCCAAGCUCUGGUGGAGCGACACGAACGACAAGCCUGAAAAGGUCAGGGCGCAUCUCGACCACUGUAUUGAGAUUCUUCGUAUGAACCUUAUGUGUCUCUCCGAUGUCAACGUCUUCACCUUCCACCCGCAAGAGGGCAAGAAGGGGUAUUGGCCUGACUACGAGAGUAAACAUGUGUGCAGGAACUUUGAGAAGAUCAAGGACUGGGCUAACGACAAUGCGAUGCCGGAUCUUGAUGUAUGA